AUGCAGUUCUCCAUCACCACCAUCCUCGCCUUCGCCGCCACCGCCGCCUUCGCUGCCCCCCUCGAAGAGCGCCAGGUCGGCCUCUGCUCCUCGGGCAACCCCGUCUGCUGCGCAACUGAUGUCCUGGACCUCGCUGACUUGGACUGCGCUGCUCCUUCCAUCACCCCCACCAGCACCGACGAGUUCAUCAAUACCUGCGCUUCAGCGGGCCAGCAGGCCAAGUGCUGCCUGAUCCCCAUCCUUGGCCAGGCGCUUAUCUGCUCGGAUGUCAACCCUACUGCUCCUGCUCCUUCUGCUGCCUAA
Messenger RNA from Bipolaris maydis ATCC 48331, 303 nucleotides. RefSeq names its product fungal hydrophobin-domain-containing protein. Gene Ontology annotation, cellular component: extracellular region. NCBI's taxonomy places the organism in Eukaryota, Fungi, Ascomycota, Dothideomycetes, Pleosporales, Pleosporaceae. The record is from RefSeq and is a predicted model, not a curated record.